Molecule: messenger RNA, 1297 nt
Organism: Tupaia belangeri chinensis (Chinese tree shrew)
Lineage: Eukaryota; Metazoa; Chordata; Mammalia; Scandentia; Tupaiidae
Product: rho guanine nucleotide exchange factor 9-like
Exons: 7
Coding region: 1-1221 (406 amino acids)
Molecular function (GO): guanyl-nucleotide exchange factor activity
Source: RefSeq, a predicted model, not a curated record
AUGGUGUUUGAUGGCGUGAGCUAUGGAAUGUCCACAGUGUUUAUGAAAGAUGUUGGGGUCCUCAUUUAUUCCCUUGGACUCAGUGGCUAUAUAUCAGGGCUAGCAGUGGUGGAGGCCAGUCAGCAGUGUACACAUGCACUACUGAGGGCACCAGCUGCAGGCAUGUAUGUGAAAACAGAGGCCAGAUAUGGGCUUCUUCAGGGUAGCAGGGACUUGGGUCGUGACAGUUGGCAAGAUGGAUUCUGGAUAUACUCUGAGUAUUGUAAUAACCAUCUGGAUGCCUGUAUGGAGCUCUCCAAGCUGAUGAAAGACAGCCGCUACCAGCACUUCUUUGAGGCCUGCCGCCUCUUGCAGCAGAUGAUUGACAUUGCUAUUGAUGGUUUCCUUUUGACUCCAGUGCAGAAGAUCUGCAAGUAUCCCUUACAGUUGGCUGAGCUCCUCAAGUAUACUGCCCAAGACCAUAGUGACUACAGAUAUGUGGCAGCUGCUUUGGCUGUCAUGAGAAAUGUGACUCAACAGAUCAAUGAACGUAAACGACGUUUGGAGAAUAUUGACAAGAUUGCCCAGUGGCAGGCCUCUGUCCUAGACUGGGAGGGUGAGGACAUCCUAGACAGGAGCUCGGAGCUGAUCUACACUGGGGAGAUGGCCUGGAUCUACCAGCCCUAUGGCCGUAACCAACAGCGGGUCUUCUUCCUGUUUGACCACCAAAUGGUUCUCUGCAAGAAGGAUCUAAUCCGGAGAGAUAUCCUAUAUUACAAAGGCCGCAUUGACAUGGAUAAAUAUGAGGUGAUUGACAUUGAAGAUGGCAGAGAUGAUGACUUCAAUGUCAGUAUGAAGAAUGCCUUUAAACUUCACAACAAGGAGACUGAAGAGAUACAUCUGUUCUUUGCCAAGAAGUUGGAAGAGAAAAUACGCUGGCUCAGGGCUUUCAGAGAAGAAAGGAAAAUGGUACAGGAAGAUGAAAAAAUUGGCUUUGAAAUUUCUGAAAAUCAGAAAAGACAAGCUGCAAUGACUGUAAGAAAAGUCACUAAACAAAAAGGUAUCAACUCUGCCCGCUCAGUUCCUCCUUCCCACCCACCACCGCAGGACCCAUUAAACCAGGGCCAGUACCUGGUCCCCGAUGGCAUCGCUCAAUCGCAGGUCUUUGAGUUCACCGAACCCAAGCGCAGCCAGUCACCGUUCUGGCAAAACUUCAGCAGGUUAACCCCCUUCAAAAAAUAGUACCUACAUACAGGGAGGCAGAUAAUUUUAAAAAAAGUAAAUAAAAUUAUAUUUAUAGAUGGAGUUUUUUUUGGAG